AUGGCAUAAUCAGCAAGUUUGUUUUUCUUCAAGAAGGUCAAAAUUGCAGGUAUCUCAUGUCUAUUUAAUCAUGUUCUCAUUUGAAGAUGUAUUUACUAGUAGAAAAAGAAAAUUUGACGGGAUUACAUCUAAAGAUGAACCUUCAGACAUAUCAGUUACUCCAAAGAUACCAAAACUAACUCUGUUUGACUCUCCAAAAGAGGCAACUUCAGAUUUUAGAAUUCGUUGUGGGGUCCAAGAAUAUAAUGUUAAAAGAAGGCAGGAUGUGUUUCUUGUUCAAGCUUGUUCCACAAAAAGUAAGGAGUUACAAAAUAAGAAUAGUUCAUAUCUUCCAUCCAAACCAUUCAAAACCGAAGAGGAGAAAUCAAAAAUGAGAGAUUCCAAACCAAAAUAUAACACCCAGAAAAAGUCUUCCACGUCAGCUGAGAAUCAGAACAGUCUUGCAGUAUCUUCUUGUAAAAAAACUAAAACUAAUCCUGUAGCCAAAAAAGAGAGUACAGUCAAUACCUCUUCUCCCAACCGAACAAAAUCUCCUGAAGCACCAAGUGUUUCAAACAACACUAGAAGCUGUUUGGUAAAACAAAAUUCUGAUGAAAAUAAACAAUCCCCGAUUACAACAAACAAAACAAUGAAUAAAAGACCUGCUAAUUCAAGUUCAAAUGAAAGAAACACUUCCCUAUUUCCUCCAGUGAAAGUGGUAAAAACAAUUAAGUCCACUUUACACGCUGAAUGUGCCAGUUUACGGACCAUUGAGAAUAACAAUAACAAGUGUAGUAUUAAGAAAAGUAAAGAGUUUAAAAAUGCACUCAGUCAAUUAAAGAUCGAGACAACUCAAUCCAGUACGCAAGUAAAACAUGACUGUCCUACAACGCUGAAUUUAUCAAAAUCUGUAAAGUCUGUUCCAAAGGGUACCAGUGACAUCAAAAGAGUCAAAUCUAAAAUCAAAGAACAUCCUAAUUUGAAGAAAAUAAGCAAAGAGAUUUUAAGUACAAUCAGUCAAGGAAUCAAAAGGAAUCAUUCAAAUGUUCAUAAAAACUGCACUGCCCUGAGCAAUACGAAGUCUAACGCCAAAACAAGUGUUUCUUCAAGUAACACCUCAAAAACUGUGGUGAAAGAGGACCAUAACUCAAUUGUAAAGAGGAGAGAAUUUUUAGCUUCGGUCAAUCAAGCAAUUAGAUUACAGAAAGUAUUUAUGAUAGGAAACCAGGGUAAGGUAGCAAAAACCUAUAUUCCUGUAAGUAAUGCCUUGAAGUCUCGAGGGUGGAUUGACAAAUAUGCUACUGAAGUAUCAUUAGAAGAAGAAAAGUUCUACUCAAAAAUGUCAGAGCUUACUACACGCCGUCUACAGGAAUGUGAUAUUAAUUUUGUCUGGGUCGUUAACAGUAUUGAUUUUGGAACUUUGAAGGAAAAUACAAUUGUUAGUAGAUUCCCAAAAAAUACUCAUUUUACAACAAAGGUAGGUUUGUGUGGAUUCCUGGAACAAUUCUAUUGGUUUUACGAGCAAGAUGUGUCAAGAACCUUAUCACCCAGAACGUUAAAAAUAACAACUGCUGAAGAUAUUGACUAUUUUUAUAGAGAGUUUGGUUUGUCAGCCUGUGUUUCUUUAUUAAAGAUAGUUGUUGAACAGGCUGAUACUAGAGCUAAAGCUGACCGGUUCUUCAAAUUCGGAGAGGUUCCAACAAAUAUAGUUGAUUUUGCGAAUGAUCAGUGUAUAGAAUAUAUACAUUAUCGGCAACACAAUGAUAUUGACCGACUGAAGGAUUCUCCACCGACACCAAAAGAGUGGACAGAUUUCCUAAAGUGGUUUUACAAAAUUGUCCAUGAAAGUGGAAGUUUCAAAACAACAUCUUCUCAAAAGGUCCAGGCACUGAGCACAAAGUGCCAGAUAACACUAAGUGAUGUCCAGCCAUACUGGCCCCUACUGGAAGUGGAGGGCUGUAAGAACCUGUGGUUGGUGAAGCCAGCGGCACAGGUCUGUGGAAAAGGCAUAAAAGUGAUGAGAACUCUGGAGGACAUUGUCAAUCAUGUGGAUGCCGUCUCGGAUGGCAAGAUGGGGCGAUACGUCGUCCAAAAGUAUAUUGAAAGCCCUCUUCUGAUAUACAACACCAAGUUCGACAUCCGACAGUGGUUCCUGGUCACCAGUGUUUACCCUCUGACAAUAUGGUUUUAUAACGAAUGCUAUUUGCGAUUUGCUUCCCAGCCAUUUUCACUGGUGAAUCUGCAUGAAUCCAUCCAUCUGACUAACAAUGCUAUUCAGAAGAACUACACCAACUGUUCGAAUCGUAAUGAGAACCUGCCGGAGGAGAAUAUGUGGCAUUCUUCAAAGUUUCAGGAUUAUUUAAGUGAAAUUGGACAUGCUGACAAGUGGAAGACGGUGAUACUGCCCGGCAUGAAGCAGGGGAUUGUGGGAGCAGUUCUGGCGUCUCAGGACGAUAUGGUUGACAGAGCAAACAGUUUUGAGCUGUAUGGAGCAGACUUCCUAUUGGGCAUCGAUUACAUCCCAAUCCUGCUAGAAAUCAACAUGGGUCCUGCCAUGCACGCUUCGACAAAAGUUACUGCAGAGAUUUGCAAGAGUGGUCUUGAAGAUGUCAUCAAAGUUGUGCUGGACACGAAGCGCAAUCCAAAAGCUGAUACUGGAAAGUUUGAAAUGUUAUACAAGCAAGAGCUGGGACCCAGGCCUCACCACACUGGAGAGCUUGAAUUGUUGGUGGCCGGUACAAAAAUUGUCCCAGAUCGAAGAGUUAAAAAAUAAAAUUGAUCAAACAUUAACUGUUAUGUAUAGCUCAAUCAUUCAUAAUUUGUUACAAAAAUUAACAAAACCACCACAACGUAAUAACUAUAAAUAAAGUUUACGCUUAACAAU
Messenger RNA from Homalodisca vitripennis (glassy-winged sharpshooter), 2863 nucleotides. Its product is annotated as tubulin monoglycylase TTLL3-like. The coding region runs from base 71 to 2752 and encodes 893 amino acids. Gene Ontology annotation, cellular component: cilium. The transcript is spliced from 14 exons. NCBI's taxonomy places the organism in Eukaryota, Metazoa, Arthropoda, Insecta, Hemiptera, Cicadellidae. The record is from RefSeq and is a predicted model, not a curated record. Gene Ontology annotation, molecular function: protein-glycine ligase activity, initiating. Gene Ontology annotation, biological process: protein polyglycylation; cilium movement; cilium assembly.